This is a messenger RNA of Somion occarium, 2057 nucleotides long. Lineage: Eukaryota; Fungi; Basidiomycota; Agaricomycetes; Polyporales; Cerrenaceae. The record is from the annotation of a GenBank genome assembly.
GGAACAAUCAUACAAGGUUUGCUCAGUCAGACAGACCGGAAUUUCUCGGCGAACAAUACUCAAAGACGCAAGAUACCUUGAUUAGGUUCGAGGAUACCUGUAACGCCGAAGUCUCAUUUAAGGCAGCAGACCAGAUCUGAGGCCUGAAGCGUGAAGUCGAAAUUUGGCUUUGUCCCUCUGUCCUUGCUCAACCGCUAUUGAACCAUGACGACUACUGCUGCAGUAUUUCUCCAAACUCUGUCUCGUGCAGGCAUAACUCAUGCAUUCGUAAAUUGGGGUAACGAUCAUCCCGCUUUCUUAGAAGAACUCGAGAGACAACGUGUCGGGAAUGACGGUAACACCGAUGUCCAGAUCGUGACAUGCCCAAACGAGAUGGUUGCACUCAGUGCAGCUCAGGGUUAUGCUCAAGUUACGCGUAAACCGGCUGCGGUAAUCGUACAUGUCGAUGUGGGAACGCAGGCUCUCGCUGGUGCCGUUCAUAACGUUGAUAGGGCUCGAACGCCUGUCCUAAUUUUUGCAGGGGCCGCUCCGUUCUCUGGUCAAGGAGAACUCAAGGGCUCUAAAAACGAAUGGCCCAUGUGGCCCCAAGACGUUCCGGACCAACCUGCAAUUGUCCGACAAUACAUGCGAUAUACGGCUCAAAUAUUGAGUGUAAAGAAUGUACCAAAGGUAGUCAUGCGAGCGCUUCAAUUUGCUACGAGCGAUCCUCGAGGUCCAACUUACUUGUGGGCCAGAAGAGAGGUUUUGGAAGAAGAAUCCGGACCAUCGACUACAUCUACGAACAUCAACAUCAUGAAGUGGCCGUCCAUCCAACCAACCGCUUUGAAUUCCGAGGCGGUACAAAGAAUUAGUGCAGCCCUUCUUACAGCCCACUUCCCGUUGAUUAUCACUGGACACUCCGGACGCAACCCAUGUACAGUCCCUCUUCUGACUGCACUUUCCAAUCAACUCGGCAUAGCGAUAUAUGUCUCUUGUCCUUCGGCCGUCUGUGUACCGUAUUCGCAUCCAACUUACCUUGGGAUGUCCUUUGGCGGCAAGAAUCCCAUACUUCACGAAGCCGAUGUAAUACUCAUUCUUGAUACGGACGUGCCAUGGGUUGAUGCACAAGAAAAUACGCCAAAGCAAGACGCGAGAAUCUUUGUAGUAGAUCCAGACCCUUUGAAACAAGGCAUGGGCUGGUCUCAUGUCGACGCAGAGUUGGUUUGUAGGGCUGAUGCGGAGGUGGCACUUUCGCAACUGCAUGAGGCGGUCAAUUUACCAGGCCUCCCAAUCUCCCCGGACUCGAAAAAAAUUCUGUCUCGUAAAGAAAACCUCCAACAAAGGCACGACGAAUGGAUCCAUCGGUUGCAAGCCGUGGAAACGACAUCAGUUGAUGGUCCCACGCCGACGGUUGUUAGCAUAAUCUCGACCUUACGCCAGACUGUCAUAGAGUUAACACCAAGCCGAGGUCAAAAGACGCUUUGGAUUAACGAGUGUUCAAGCAAUCUUCCAAUCGUCUUCGAUCAUGUUCGCCCGGACAUUCCAGACAGCAUGAUAUGUUCCGGUGGCACAAGUAUAGGCUACUGUCUCGGCGCUGCGGUCGGAGCACAACUAGGAGCCAAAGUUGCCGGGAAAGAACCUGAGCUUACACUUGUUGUUGUAGGAGAUGGAACCUUCUUAUUCUGCGUUCCGAGCGCGGCAUAUUGGAUGGCCAGACGAUAUGAAACGCCACAUCUAACAAUCGUGUUGAACAAUGGUGGAUGGGCUUCACCUAUUAAUUCUAUGAAAGGAAUCUAUCCCGCUGGCCAUGGGAGCAGAGCUUCCGGAGACAGACUAUCUGUGGGAUUUGGACCGGAUAUGCCAGACUACGGCCAGAUAGCUGCGGCAGCCGGAGGGGCGUGGGCUGCUAAGAUUGAAUUACCGGGAUCUGAGAAAUCCAUCCUCAAAGAAGCCGUCAGAAUUGUUCUUGAGGAAAAGAGGUGUGCCGUUGUUGAAUGUGUAGUGGAAUCAAUAUAAGCUCCUCGGUACCCUACAGCUUGAAAUAGAGGCGUUAUGAAUAACCCACUUCCAACUACUCA